AUGGACGAGGAGGACUUGGCAAAGGUGCAAAUGAAGCUCAAGGCCUAUUUUAGCAGCGAACCGAGGUAUCACUUCGAUGGGGUGAUCGGCGGGGGGGCCAACGGCAUUGCCUACAAGAUCACGACGCCAAAUAAGAAACUGGUCCUGAAGAUAUGUCCGCUCGGGGUGGAUCUGGGGGAUGGCAAGCCGCGCGACGACGAUGACGACGAGGAAGCGUCCCUCCCUGAAGAAGUGGCAUCACUGCAGUCCGAGGUGCAAUGGCUACAGAAACUACGUGGCUGCGCGCAUAUUGUACAAACUUUAGAUAUUCCCGGAGACCCUCUACUCCGGAAUGCCCCCGAGGGCGUCGUGCCGCACGGUAUGGGUGCCUGGACAUUCAUGGAAUAUGCCGAGAACGGGACGCUGUUCGACAUGAUCGGCAAGUACCAGAAUUUGUACGCCGGCCAGGUGUUUCCUAAUCGUGUACUUUGGAGGUUUUUCAUGUGCUUAAUCCGAGCUUGCGUAGAAAUGGCGUACUACGAUUCCAAGGAUGGCGACGUCCGAGUGGAUCCUACGACGGUGCCUUUAGAACACCUUGGGGGAAGACCCCCUGGAAAUCUCGCACACAUGGAUAUAAAAGGGUCGAAUAUCGUGGCGGGAGCAUUGAUACCGGGAUUCCAGACACGGGAGCACGAUAUUACGCCUAUACUUAAACUAAUCGACUUUGGUGAAGCGCAGGAAAUAGAUGACGCUUACAGAGAAAGAAACGCCGACUUGAUACGCUUCGAUGCAGAUGCCCAGGCUGCACGUCAUUCAUACAUUCAGCAUUGGGACUGCCAUGCCCUUCUGGCCACCAUGUCUGUCCCACCUCCCGCUUUACGCAAGAAGCUUUCCAAGUCCGACAAAUCCAAGGCUGAGACCAGCCCCGAUUAUCUCGAGGGAAAAGGAAACCCAAUGCAAUACGAGCAGCGAUAG
This is a messenger RNA of Pseudomassariella vexata, 954 nucleotides long. RefSeq lists its product as uncharacterized. The coding region runs from base 1 to 954 and encodes 317 amino acids. Gene Ontology annotation, molecular function: protein serine/threonine kinase activity; ATP binding. The transcript is spliced from 4 exons. NCBI's taxonomy places the organism in Eukaryota, Fungi, Ascomycota, Sordariomycetes, Amphisphaeriales, Pseudomassariaceae. Gene Ontology annotation, cellular component: cytoplasm. Gene Ontology annotation, biological process: protein phosphorylation. The record is from RefSeq and is a predicted model, not a curated record.